AUGUAUCGUCAGUGCUGGUGGCGGUUGGGUCGCAGUGUUCCAACCUCCUCAUUGAAUAAGUAUGGAAACGUUGCUCAAUCAUCUGCAAUGCCAAUUCCACCAAAAAAAACUUCUACUGUCAGCAAUAUCUUCUCACGGGCUCAGUCCAGUAUUCACAUGUAUGCUAAUAAAGAGAAUGCAUGGAAUGGAUACACAGAUGAUCGUUUUUAUGGAGCUAAACGAUUAAAGGAGUACUGGAAACGCAUGUUAAAAGACCGGGGAGUACAAUACUAUUUAUUUGGUACUAUUAUCAUUGCAGCCGCAGGAGGAUCAAAGUUAUGGCAAUUACAGGAAGAUCAAAAACGUCAUUUAGGUCUUAUUGGACCUAAAAAGAAAUCUUAUCGUAGUCGACUCACUAUAGUGUUGGAUGUGGAUGAAACGAUCGUCUCAUAUGGAGAUAAGGCAUUUCGUAUGAAAGCUGGUAUGAUACCACGACCAUACUUGGCAGAGUUAUUAGAUUAUCUUUCAUCUAUAGAUGCAGAGGUGAUAUUGUGGUCAGCGUGUAGUGAAAGAUAUAUGCGGCAAGUACUUGGUGUGAUUGAUCCAACAGGUGUACGUAUUUCACAAUAUAUUGUAGGGAAUCGUGAUUGGUUUACACAUGAUAAUUACUAUGAAAAGAAUAUCCUCUGGCUUAAACGUCCUGUAGAAGAUACACUGAUAGUAGAGAAUCGUGCAUUAAGUGUACGUAAUUGUAAUUGUAAUGCAAUUCUCGUAGAUGAUUUUAUUAGAGGUGAAUAUAUGGAUACUGGACAGGAUCAUCCUCCCAAUGAUCAAGCACUCCGUACACUAAAGUCUAUCAUUCAAGACUUGGAAGAAUCCGGCCGACCGGUGCCAGAGUAUCUUGCGGAUGCCAAGCACAGAAAUAAAGAUAUUAAAGAGAUUCCUUGCCAUUUAGCGUUUAGACAACUACCAGAUGAAUUAGCACGUGGUGUGUUUUACUUUAUUGGAGCUAAAUAUAAGUCAGGUUCAUUAUCUACAUCAUAA
This is a messenger RNA of Trypanosoma theileri, 1023 nucleotides long. Its product is annotated as nuclear lim interactor-interacting factor. Gene Ontology annotation, molecular function: phosphoprotein phosphatase activity. The coding region runs from base 1 to 1023 and encodes 340 amino acids. The record is from RefSeq and is a predicted model, not a curated record. The transcript has a single exon. Lineage: Eukaryota; Euglenozoa; Kinetoplastea; Trypanosomatida; Trypanosomatidae.